AUGAAUCCUUCCAAUCAAAACGAAAUUGACCGGAUAGUCAAAGAGCUGUGCACAGUUCUUGAAUGCUCUUUCACCUCCCGUUUCCGGAAAGUAGAAGAGUUGGACGGAAAGGAUGUGAUUGAAAUAGCAACAAGAUUCUUGUGGAAAACGGAUGAGUUUAAUAAAAAUAUUAUUCCGAAUCAUGUUCUACCCGAUGAUGUUGGAGACAAAGUAGAAGUUGUUAACCGAAUCGCUGAUCUGCUGAAGAAAGUUAACAUCGAAACUGAUUAUCAUGUGCUUCUCCAUGGCAGAAUACCUGAAAUCAAAAAUCUCUGUUUAGCAUUUGUAGAGAAGCUUCCAACAAGGUGUAUCAAUGUACCAUUGUUCGAAGUCCUUCACAUUGCUCUUUAUAUGAGAGAGAAUAUUGUUGAUAGCGAGGAUGCCAUGAAAUCGAGAUACAUCCGCCGAGAUCUCACUCACCUGCGAAAUGAAGUACCGGAGAAAGUUUCAAUGCGAUGCCCCAAAUGCGGGCCUCACUUUCCUAGUGGUCGAGAGGAGAUCAUUAAUAUUCUGAAUGGGCCAUUCGGAAAUGAAAACUCGUUGCGCGUACCAUGGUUCAAUUCUAUCAACAAUGAACAAGCCGAGGAUAAUGAUAAAGAGGAAUCAGCGAAUGAAAAGAAGAAAACAGUUGACCAAGAUAAGAAGUUUGAAGAAGAAGUUGAUAAGGUUGUUGCUGAGAUGGUUAAAGUAGGAAGAUAUGAUCCGACUGAUCACACUGAUCAUAUUCAAUUCCUACAAAAAGAACUUGAGGACAAGAAAGAUGCAUUGAAACGCGCGCAAUACAACAGAAAUUGUCUUUUUGCCGAAAUCGGUAGCCUCAAGAAAUACAAAGAACAGAACGACGAUCUGAUUCAAACAUUCAAAGGCGAUGACGAUGUUGAGAAAAGAAUCCAUAGUAUUUUAUGCGAUUUUUGGGUUCAUGAAAUUGAUGUGAAAAAGCAUUGGACAACAACUCUUGGUUCAACACUUUCGCAAAUAAAUAGCUUGAAACGACGAGAAUCUUACCUUCUAAAAAGGCCUUUCCUUGACGAUAUUGCAAAAAUUGAAAAACAGCUGCGUGAUAUGACUGACAUGGCAAGCAUCAGAGAAGACGCUCUGCCUAUGAUUAAGAAAAUUGUUCGAGAUGUCCCUGAAAGUUGUACAACACGAGAGGAUUUGUUCGCUCAAUUGGAUGAAGUUCGAGAAAAAUACGGAAAGCAGCGUGAGGCUCUCAACAGAAUCCAAACGGACAUCGAUGUUACCAAGAAAGAGUUGGUAUGGCUGUCAGAGUCUCUCGUACGAUCUUUUAAUAUCAUUGAAGAGGAGCUGUUUAAGUAUGCUGAUGUUAUAAAAGGUGAAGACAGCUAUCGUCUGUUUGCAAGAAUUAAUUUGGCCUGCGUGGAGUCUAUCGAUACUGUGAAAGCCAACGGUGAACUUGAAAGAGAGCUUGAGAGAGUCAAAAGCAGGUGCCUGGAGCUCCGCAACUCAAAUAAGCCGAAUGAACUUUCUCUUGACAUUGAAGCCAUGCAGGAUCAGAAUAACUCUUUGGAAAAAGCGUUAUAUCAAGCUCAACAGGAAAAAAAAGCUAGAAAAGACUUGAAAAGAAGAACUCUUCGCACAGAACUUGAAGCUGAAGUACAGAAAAUAAACAAAAGUGGAAGAUCUGAAAUCGGCGAUGAUCCUUCGAAUGUUGAUGACCAUAUGGAUCACAAUAUGCAGGUUAAGAAAGAUCUGAAAAGAAAAUUAUGUGAUGUUGAUCAAAACGACCUCGACAACAGAAGUCAUAAACUCGAAGGAUCGAAUGCUUCUGAUGAAACAACGACAAAUCUUACCAAUGGUGAACAACAAGAUGCCAACAUCAACUGA
Molecule: messenger RNA, 1884 nt
Organism: Auanema sp. JU1783
Lineage: Eukaryota; Metazoa; Nematoda; Chromadorea; Rhabditida; Rhabditidae
Source: the annotation of a GenBank genome assembly